AUUCCAUACCCCCUCCGCCUACAGCAUGGUUUGAGGAUAAGUUUCAAAUCCAUAAAGUUGCAUCAUUUUACGUUGUUAGCUUUUAAAUGCUGAUACAAAAGUUCAUGCACGUCUCUCCCUUGCACUUUUAGGAGAGUCAAAUAGUCUUCUCUGCCAGUUUGCGGUAGAUUAAUUGUUCUGGCAGGUGGUAAAGAAGCAUUCGGUACUUGGUCAGUUGGCUAGGCCAAUUUUCAAGUGUAAAAGAUGGGAGUUCCAAAGUUUUAUCGAUGGACCAGCGAACGUUAUCCAUGUUUGAGUCAAGUUGUUCGAGAACAUCAGAUUCCAGAAUUUGAUAAUUUGUACUUUGAUAUGAAUGGAAUAAUACAUGUCUGUUCUCACCCAAAUGAUGAUGACCCACAUUUUCGAAUCUCUGAAGCAGACAUUUUCAAGAACAUUUUCCAUUACAUUGAGGUCUUGUUCAGAAUUAUCAAACCAAAAGGCAGUUUUUUCAUGGCAAUUGAUGGAGUGGCCCCAAGAGCAAAGAUGAAUCAACAAAGGGGGAGAAGAUUCAGAACUGCAAAGGAGGCAGAGGAUAAUAUAAAGAGGGCACUUCAAAAGGGUGAACAACUUCCAAAGGAAGAGAGGUUUGACUCAAAUUGCAUAACUCCAGGGACCGAUUUCAUGGCAAGACUUAACAGUCAUCUCCAAUAUUUUGUCAAUGACAAAAUUUCUUCUGAUCCUCAUUGGCAGAACUGUGAUAUUUACCUAUCAGGACACGAUGUACCUGGUGAAGGAGAGCACAAAAUAAUGGAUUUCAUCAGAUAUGAGAAAUCAAAAAAAGAUUAUGAUCCAAAUACAAGACAUUGUCUUUAUGGGCUUGAUGCUGAUCUGAUUAUGCUUGGAUUAGUUUCACAUGAGCCACAUUUUUCAUUGCUCCGGGAGGAGGUCAGAUUUGGAAAACAAUCUAAAAGGGUUACAAAACCAGAAGAGACAGUUUUUCAUUUGCUCCAUCUCUCAUUGAUGAGGGAAUACCUAGACUUUGAGUUCGGUGAAUUGAAGGAUAAACUCCCGUAUGGCUAUGAUUUAGAGAGGAUUAUUGAUGACUGGGUUUUGCUCGGAUUUCUUGUGGGCAACGAUUUUAUUCCGCAUUUGCCACAACUGCAUAUAAAUCAUGAUGCUCUUCCAUUCCUGUAUAAAAUAUACAUUGAAACGAUGCCAAAGCUAGAUGGAUACUUGCAUGAUGGUGGUAUACUAAACCUACCCAGGUUCCAGAAAUAUUUAGAAGCCUUGUCAAAGUUUGACAGAGAUCGUUUCGAAGAUGUCUAUGCUGAUAUGAAAUGGCUGGAAGGUCGAACUGGAAGAUCAUUUUCACCGAACAAGAGAAAGGGAGGAAACAAAGGCAUGAAAUUUUCCAAAUUGGUUUCUCAAGUGGAAGAAGAAAUAAUGAUUCCGGUGAGAAACCCGUAUAUGGCCCUGGCAGACGUGUCUGAUGCAUUUGACGAUUCAGCCUUUGACACAUCCCAGAGGACGUUGGAACUAGAAAGCGGAAAUGAUGAGAAACUAGAGCGUUUGUUUGGUGAUCUGGGUUUCAAGGACCUCGAUGGAGGCGAGGAGUUGUUUGAUCUUGAAUUUAGGCAGCACAAGAGGGCGUAUUACGUGGAGAAGUUUGAAGUCCCGGUCGCUGACGACGGAUUUAUCUCAAAAGUUGCAUUUGAAUAUAUCCUGGCUAUCCAAUGGAAUCUGCACUACUACUACAAUGGUAUACAAUCUUGGAGUUGGUAUUACCCAUACCACUACGCACCUUACAUCUCUGAUAUUCUCAAUAUUCAAUCUUUCGAUUUGACACUUGAAAAGAGCAAACCCUUCAAGCCAUUCGAGCAGUUGCUAGCUGUUCUACCCUCAUACAGUAGAAAGUUGCUACCAGAUGCUUUUCAGAGUCUAAUGGUAAACGACACCUCACCAAUCAUCGAUUAUUACCCAACGCAGUUCAAAACGGAUUUGAAUGGAAAACAGCAGGAAUGGGAAGCCGUCGUAUUGAUCCCUUUUAUCGACGAGCGUCGUUUGCUUGGUGCCAUGGCUACACAUUACUCCAGACUGACUGAUGAAGAAAAAGAGAGAAAUUCUUUUGGCAAAUGCCUGAAAUACAGCUACUCGAAAGAUUUAAAUUUCGUGUUUCCAUCGACAUACCCCGGUGUGUUUAAGGACAUCGCUGUCUGCAAAGCACAUUGUGAGCAGAUAGACAAAGACAAGUUCCACAUUGAUAUCAAAUUUAUCAAAAAAGGACUAAGUGAAGGCGUGCAACAGGAUGUCUAUUUUCCUGGUUUCCCUACAUUGAAACAUAUCCCUCAUGAAGCACAAUUGCGAAAAGCCGGUGUGAGGGUAUUCUCGUAUGCCAGCAAAUCAAAGAACACGAUCAUAAGCAUUGAGAAGGAAGAGGAAGAAAUAGAUGUCGAUGUGAUGAGGGAGACAGUGGGAAGUAUAGUACACGUUGAGUGGCCAUAUCUAGUGGAAGCGCUGGUUACAGCAAUCACAGAUGGCGAGAGAAGAUUCAUCCUGAAACAGGCGGAAAAUGUAGUUGAGGAGGACAAGAUGACUAAGGCGAAAAUUGACGAUGCCUUUUUCUGGAUGAAGAAUGUGCGGACGAAUCUGUUGGAAAGAAAGGGCAUUGACCCAGGCGAAGUGAAGGUUCUCGUAGAAGCAAAGACGUUGAAGGGCAAGAGAUACGUCUGUGGACCAAAGGGAAAAGUCACACUCGAGAAACAUUGGGCUGACACGCACACGUUCUAUCCGUUGCAGGCCAUUAUUCGGGAUCUCAAAGUACACACGUCAAAAUAUCAAAAAGAAGCCAAAUCGCUAGACGAUUUAUAUAAACCUGGAAACAGUUGUUUCAUGAUGGCAUCACCACAUUAUGGAUGCUCUGGAGAGGUGCUAGAGGUUGAUACCGACUCAUCGAGGGUCCGGGUCUCGUUAGCAGUACCGCCCGAACCGGAUUUCGAAGAUGUUAUAAACAACCAAACCAAGCUGUCAGAUCGCUAUUUCUCACUGGAUGCUGCUGCAAGGAGAGUUGGGCUAUCAAGCAGACUCCUGUCAAAGAUAACUGGCAAUAUAUUAGUCACAAAAAACAGCGCAAGUAUGUCUGAAUCGAGAACAAAUAUCGGCCUAAAACUGAAGUUUUCUGGACGGAAUCGAGAGGUCCUUGGGUAUGCGAGGCGUGACGAGGAAGGAUGGUCAUUUUCAGAGAACGCAAUCGAUGUUCUAUGCUCUUAUGUACAAAGAUUUCCGGAACUCUUCAAAAUGCUAUCUAACUUGCCGGAACAAGAAUGCUAUGAACAAAGUAUCCUCUUUCCUGACCAAACUUGGAAGGAUUCUGUGGAGGAGAUUUUAACAUUUCUAAAAUCUCUCGCGUUUCGCAACACUGAAGCAGUGAAAUGUGGUAGCAAAUACCUGGACGAGAAAAUAAUAUGUGCUAUUGGGGACGCUGUGGAGGAAGCAAAGUCUUUGCGGCAUCAAACCAAAUGCGUUAAAGUCAAGGUGAAGCCAUUCGUUUUAUUCAAGCCAACAGCCGACUUUGGCGAUCUUGUUCCUGACCCUACCACAGAUUACUAUCUGUUUGAUCGUGUUGUCAAUGUUAGAGACGAUGGAGCUGUUCCUAUGGGAUAUCGAGGAACCAUUGUUGGGGUGCAUGAAAUUGAAGAGAACAAGACAAGCAGCGACUCGCCAAGUGUUUUGAAAUACGAAGUCUUGUUUGACCAACCAUUCCUUGGAGGCCUACAAUUAAGAUGUAAGGAAAACAAGGGUGCAUUCAUGAGCAGCAGUUCGUUGCUGAAUAUAUCGUAUGGUGAAAGAAAAGAAAUGAUGAAGAAAGGCUUCACCCCGAAAAGACUGACAGGAUUGCAAGAAAAGGCACAGCCAAGAUCUCUAAAUCAGGGAGCACCUUCGCCGUACGGAGAGUCAUCACCAUUUUCGCCGCAAAGAAGACGAAACCAGUCCGCAGAUAAUUCAUCUUAUGAAAGACCAAGGGAAUCAACACCAAAGUAUACCAGCAGGGGUGGCUACACGGGCAGAGGUUAUAGCCGGAGUGGUAAUCGAAGUAAGGGGGACGAUGAUUUGAAAACCCCGGACUACUGGCUCAGGGGAUAUGGUGGAAGGACAAAGACGGAUUCAUCGCCGCGCGGUAACUAUAGCCAUCGGGAAAGCCCCAAAACGAGCCGCGCUACCAAUGAUGAUGGGCCAAAAUAUACAAUCUUGAAUAAAUCUGAGAGCGAUGGAAAUUUCGAGGAAAUGUGGAAGAAGCUGCAAGAUUCUGGGAAAAAAGAUUAUGUCGGGACUCAGGAACCCAAGAAAGAUAUUCAACAUGAUACAAAGGGAAAUGUAGCACUGGAACAAGAAAAAGUUAACUUGGAGGGGACAGCCAGGCUCCAGAAACUGCUGAACAUCAAGGCAAAGACUGCUCAGCACGCUGGUGAUGAUAGCCAAAGACAAGCGAGCAAAGAGCAGCAACGAGUUCUGGACAGCACAAAGCCACAUGGGAAGCUAUCUGCGGAUUUGCCGCGCAUACACGCGAAUGAGAUAAUAAACAAGCUCUUCCAGAGCAAGAGUGCUGAUCAGCCGCCAUUGAAUAGCCCCGCCAGUCCCACAAGUCCUCUGAUGCCCGGGACUGUAUCGGCCCCAGCCAAAGGCCUACAGCAGUGGUGCUUUGAGAGUCAAAUGCCAGCACCACAAUACACGUAUUCCGUGACCCCUCAGGGUGUGCAUGCUGUUGUAAAUGUGGGUCCUGCUAUUUGCUUUGGUGGUCUGAUGUGCAAAAGCAAAGCGGAGGCAGCCGAGAGUGCAGCCGCCAUCGCUUUAGGCCAUUUGAUGCAUAGCCAUGGACCAUUUCCUCGAGGUAAUCAGCCAUUUGCACUCAAUAGCCCCCAUAUGUACAUGGGACAUCGGCCUAGUGUUGGCUUGCAGCUUCCAGGAGCACCAGUUCCACAACAACUUAGCCCUCGGCAGUUUAUUGGUGGAGCCAGUUUGAGGUUUAGGCAUGACGCAAACUCGUACCAGUCCCCUCCCAGCAAACCAGGUUCUGUCCAAAGAGCUAACCAGCCAUUUCCACUCAAUAGUCCACAGCUAUACAUGGCACAUCGGCCUAAUGCUGGUUUACAACAUCAAGGGACUGGAAUGCAUCAACAGCACAGUCCUCUACAGCUCACAAGGGGAUCUUAUGCAGGUAGCCCGUCUCAAUCACUCCAAAACCAAAUAAUGGGGCCGCAGCCUGUCCCUUUUCUGGCGCAGCCAGUGGCCAUUCCCGCAAAUCUAGCACGUCUAGCCAACCAGCAACCAAGUAAUAUCAGUGUGUCACCACAAAGGCAACAGAUAAGAAGUGAUCAGACAGAAACAAAGAACAAAAUGUGCCCGCAAGAAAAGGAAUCAAACACACAAACGGAUACGGACGAGUCACAACUACAGGAAAGCAAAGCAAGUGGCACAGAAAGCAGCAAGGCAUCUGGGCCAACAUUUGUUCCACUGCAGGUCAAUCGUGCUGGUAUGAGAGCAAAUAAGAGCAGUGCAGAUGCUACACUAAAAGACGAGUGUUUGGAGCCUAGAAAAACAGAACGCGAGGAAGUCAACCUGAUUGACUUCAACAUCGAAAUAGAGAAAAGCAAAUUGCCGGCUGACUUUGAAAGUGUUGUCCCUAGUGAAAGCGUCGAAUCUAGCUCCAAGAAAAAGGACGUCGUAGGGAACGAAGGGCCUGUUGGCGCUGCCAAGGCCGAAGAUUUCCCCAGUGUUCCAAGGAAAGAAAAACCUCGGAAGAAAAAGUUUCUUGCAGCAAAUUUUUCCGCUCCCAAGAAACAAUAGAUAUCAAAGCAAUCAUCCAGCUUUAAAGGGACAAUGAUUUAUUUGCAAUUUAUCCACUCAUUCGCUUUCAAGUUUUUCAAUAUGAAAAUAAUUUGUAUUGUAAAUAAGAAAAUAUCUCAAUAUUGUUGUUCUUAUGACGCUUUUAGAGUUUUCAUUUCAAAAUCAUAUUGUGUUUCAUGUUAGUCUGAAUGUAAACGUUCUUUGUGUAAGAACCGAAACUCGGACCUUUCGACCCUUUUUAAUUUAUGUUUAAUUUUAGGAUUUCUUUAAUGUUUUUUCGAACCAGGGGUGGCAAAAUGUUUUCUGAUUUGAAAGAAGCAAGUUCAAGUUCGUUUUCUUUUUAAAUUCCAGCUAAAUACAAAUUCCAAGCUAGGUAUUUCAAGCUAGGUUUAGAUAUGAAGUGUCACCAACGGGGCUCAUCGUUUUUUGCUUAUACAGAAUUACUUUUAGAAAAACUCGAUAGCAAGGAUGAACCGUAAUGAUUCUUACUCCAAUAUCAAUUUUGUGAUAUCGGUAGAAAUCAUUUGUACUGUUUAAGAACUUUUAAGAACCUGCGCGCCGAAAUUGUAGAAAUAGAAGUCCAACACAUACGUUCUCAAUCAGCCUGAGUAUUGGGAAUGCUUUCUAUUGUCAGAUUGGAAUUGCUGUUUGUCAAACCAUGGCACUAUCAGCCAGAUUUAAUUUUCGUAAGUGUGAUUAUUUUCAGGCAAUAUCUGAAUGAACCAAAGAUAUGCAUAGGUCUAUGGAAUUGAACAAAUAAACACAAUAUUUAAUACCUUAGAGUCGAGUAAGAACCUCUCUAAAAGAACCUCGUAAAAGAACAAGUUCAGACUAACAAACAAAAUGUAGGCUAGAGGUUUUCAUGCUUGUGUAUUCUUUGUAGAGUUUGUCAAUUUUGGAGUUACUUUCUUUUAAAUCGGUUAUAGAAGAUUUGUAUAUUGCAAAAGAGAUUUUAGGGACUAGUUUAAGGUAAAGGGUUUUAUUGAAAACUUGUGUAUAAAUUCUUUCACGCCUACAAGAAUGAAAUCUAAAAAAAAAUGACGUGUCUGAAA
Messenger RNA from Rhopilema esculentum, 6872 nucleotides. Its product is annotated as 5'-3' exoribonuclease 1. Gene Ontology annotation, cellular component: nucleus. The record is from RefSeq and is a predicted model, not a curated record. Gene Ontology annotation, biological process: nuclear-transcribed mRNA catabolic process; rRNA catabolic process. NCBI's taxonomy places the organism in Eukaryota, Metazoa, Cnidaria, Scyphozoa, Rhizostomeae, Rhizostomatidae. Gene Ontology annotation, molecular function: RNA binding; 5'-3' RNA exonuclease activity.